GCAAACUUGCCAGAAAGUUUAAAAUCUCUCCUCCUUCUUUCACUCCAGACACUGCCUGCUCGCCGGGGUUUCCGCGCUGCUCCCCGCCGCCUUUCAAAAAGACUGGAAAAGAGGAGACGUGCGCCACGUCCGAGCAGCCGCCUUUACUGGGGGAGGUCUUGCAGCCCACCCUUGCCACUGCCUGGUGGGGACUGAGAUUCCCGCGCUCGGCCCGCCUCUUGGCUGGAUGAGUUCUCCCUCCCUCACGUGAUUUGAGCCCCGUUUUUAUUUUCUCCAAGCCACGUCCUCCCCGACUGGGGACAAUCCGGCACAGAGAGCUAUGCGCCCCGCUUGGACCGCGCUCUUGCUCGGCCCGCUGCAACUCUGCGCUCUUGUGCGCUGCGCCCCGCCGGCCACCGGCCAGCAGCAGCCCCAGCGCGACCCACCCGCGGCUCCGGGCGCCUGGCGUCAGAGGAUCCAAUGGGAGAACAACGGGCAGGUGUUCAGCCUGCUGAGCCUGGGUGCUCAGUACCAGCCGCAGCGCCGCCGGGACCCCAGCGCCGCAGCUUCUGCAGGCGCCAGCGCCGCCGCAGAGCAGCCCCGCACGCCAAUCCUGCUGCUCCGCGACAACCGCACGGCUCCCGCGCGGACGCGCGCUGCCGGCUCUUCUGGAGUCACUGCGGGCCGCCACAGGCCCGCCGCCCGCCACUGGUUCCAAGCAGGCUACUCGCCGUCCGGGCCCCGCGGCGCUGGUGGCUCUCCCAGAGACAACCAGACGGCGUCCGCAGAGCCCCCGGCCCUCAGUAACUUGCGGCCUCCCAGCCGCGUGGACGGCAUGGUGGGAGACGACCCUUACAACCCCUAUAAGUAUACCGACGACAACCCUUAUUACAACUACUACGACACGUAUGAGAGACCCCGGCCUGGAAGCAGGUACCGGCCCGGAUAUGGCACCGGUUACUUUCAGUACGGUCUCCCGGACCUGGUGCCUGACCCUUACUACAUCCAGGCAUCCACGUACGUGCAGAAGAUGGCCAUGUACAACUUGAGAUGCGCCGCCGAGGAAAACUGUCUGGCCAGUACAGCAUACCGGGGAGAUGUCAGAGAUUAUGAUCAUAGGGUGCUGCUAAGAUUUCCCCAAAGAGUGAAAAACCAAGGGACAUCAGAUUUCUUACCAAGCCGACCAAGAUAUUCCUGGGAAUGGCACAGCUGUCACCAACAUUACCACAGCAUGGAUGAAUUCAGCCACUACGACCUGCUCGAUGCCAGCACCCAGACGAGAGUGGCUGAAGGCCACAAAGCGAGCUUCUGUCUGGAGGACACCUCCUGUGACUAUGGCUACCACAGGCGGUUUGCCUGUACUGCACACACACAGGGGUUGAGUCCUGGCUGUUAUGAUACCUAUAAUGCAGACAUAGACUGCCAGUGGAUUGAUAUUACAGAUGUAAAACCCGGAAACUACAUUCUAAAGGUCAGUGUGAACCCCAGCUAUCUGGUGCCUGAGUCGGACUAUUCCAACAAUGUUGUGCGAUGUGAAGUUCGCUACACAGGACAUCAUGCGUAUGCCUCAGGCUGCACAAUUUCACCGUAUUAGAAAACAAGCCAAAACUCCCAAUGGAUGAAUCAGUGCCUGUUGUUCUGAAGUGGGAAAGAAAAAAUAGAUUAAUUUCAGUAGGAUUUGUGUAUUUUGAAAAAGAGUACAGAAAACAACAAAGGAAUGUUUGUUUGGACUGUCUUAUAACAAAGCACAUAACUGGAUUUUGAACAUUUAAAUCGGCACUAUUUGGGAAAUUUUUUAUACUUAUUACACUACUUCAUAAAUUAGCUAAGGUUUCAUUCUAAUUGGCUCAUGAGGGACAAAAUCUGAUUUCUUGUGCUCCUUUCGAAUUUACAGUGCAAAAGAGAAAAUAAGAUUUAUUGAAUGAGCCAAAAUUACUUUGAAUUGAAAACUGUCUAAAGUGCUGAAACUUCAGUGAAACAUAAUAAUAACUUCAGUGAAACACAACAAUAAUAAUAAUAAUCAUAAUAUGUCUUAGCAUAGAUUAAUUUAGAAAUGAGGCUCCUACUGUUUAAACAUACAUGGACGCAUUUGGUGCUGAGGAACAAACAUUUUCAUUGGUGUCAAGAAAUAUUACUAUAUAGCAGAGAAAUGGCAAUACAUGUAUUCAGAUAGUUACAUCUCUAUAUAAAAUUUGUUUACAUUUUAAAUUACUAGAUAAAUUCCUUUCUGUCUGUCAAAGGCACAACUUCAUUCUAACUAAAGCCAGUUUUUGUUUUGGAAUGAGUUAAGUAAUUGAGCUGCCUGAUUUCUGUCUGACAUUUAUAGCUCUUCCCCUCUACUCUUAUUUUUCAUUAAGGCAGAGACAUUUCAAGUGUCAUUCUUAAAGUCAUCAUUCUGGGGGCUAGUGCAUAUAGGACAACUGUGUAAAUGAGAAGUCAUCCUGAUGACAGAUUUGACAUAUCUAUAUCAGUAUAUUUAAGCAUAUUCAAGUAUUAACCAAAAAGAAAUUUCCUUGCUGAUAUAAAAAUCAUACAAACGAGUCCCCAAACCACAACUGUAUCACAAAUAUUUUUUAAAAAAAUGUAAAACAUCUUAGUAUUUUCAACUUCAUUUUUUUAAUGUUCAGGUAUUAAGAAGAGGAAUGCUAAAGAAUUUUAAAUUAUCUGGAAUACAUGAGCUAAUAUAUUGUGUAAUACAGGAACAUCAUCCUAGAUCAUUCAGGAAUCAAUCAUACAUGCUUUGUGAAAUAUAGUCCAAUUAGCAAAGCACAUAGCUUUACAUACUUGAGAGUUGGUGAGUACAGGAGAAAAAUACUUUCUGCAAAGCCAAGGACUGUGCUGCAUAAUGAGACAGCUGUGAUUUUACUUGAAACUGUGAAAUCAUGUACCACAACAGAAUUUGGAGAGUUUCUCUUUUUCCUGAAAUUCAAAAGAUGCAGAAAGAAAUCAAAUUACUUUUAAGUUAGUGGUGCUUACGCAAAAAUUUUCAUUCAUUAACAGCAUUAGAAUCUCAAGUAAGGGCUUUCCAGUGUCAGAACAAGUUAGGUAGAAUUUUAAAAGUGAGUUGGCAUCCCUGUAUUGUAGAUCAUAGAGUUGGAUCAUCAACACUAAUUACUAAUAAUCAUUCAGCACUUGCUAGGUGUGUAGUGCAGUAAGAGGAACAGGAAAUGGACAGUCAUCAAGGGUAGGCACAGUGGUGAACCUGAUCCAAUCCGCCAGGACACACACUUAACCAAUAGACAACACAGCUUGAUAGAGACCCAGAACUUUUGUUGAACCAGGAUCUGAGCUAUGGAGUAACUUCUUUUGUGUACCUCUUUGCCUUAAAUUGCUUUUAGUUGUAAGAUUGUGGAAUGAUCCUUACAACUGUAAUCUUUUCUAAUAGAGAUAUUUUAAUAUACUUGCUUUUUUAUUUUUAACAAAAAAACAAAAACUACUGUCAGUAUUAAUACUGAGCCAGACUGGCAUCUACAGACUUGGGAAACAUUGUUUCAUUAAGAAUAUUGCCCCUGUAUUAAAACUAACUAAUAUCAUGGCUUCUGGAUACACAUAAGGGACACAUUUAUAAUCACUCAUUGGGCUUUCCAUCUGUCUUUCCAUCCAUCAUCAUUUAAGGGCCUAAUAUAUGCCAGGCACUCAUGUGCUAGCCAUUGGGACAUAAAAAAGACUGUCUUUAAUAUUAAUAAGCAUUAAAAAUGUCAUCAUUAUCUAUUAGGUUCAUUUUAUUUUUAACAACAAGUGUAUAUCUAUAAAAUUUCAAUUUUAAGCACUAUUUUUUCAUGACCAUGUUUUAUUUGAAAAAUCAGUUAAAAAUUAAUUGGAAUUUAUUUACAAUCCUUGAUAUCUCUGCCUUUUAAAUAUAAUGUGCUGUUUUUGAUUUUGAAAAUAAAAUUCAGUGAGGAAGCUAAACUUUCUCCCUUAUUCCUUUAAAACAUUACUUUAUUCCACCCAUCACCCCUCUAACACUUCCAAACAACUUACUAGUAUUGAUUUAGCACCCAAUAUUUGUGAAACUUCAAAGUUAUUAUUUGAAUAACCACCAAAACCUAUCAAAAAUGUUAACUGGGAAAGGUCAUCAAAUAAUAAAAUAAAGAAUAUAAUCAUCCAGUCUUACCAAACUCUAAACAAGGUUUUUUUUAAAAAAGGAAAUAGAUGAUACAAAAAAUGUUGAGUACUUUGAAAAGACUGGCUUUUAAACAAAUAAAGUCUGUGGGAAAAUGGAGUAAACAGGAAAAAUAAUUUUGUGAACCUUUCAUAUGCUGUUAGUAGUCUCAUAAUUAUUCAGACCACAGUCUGGACUAAAAAUUUCUUGACCUUUAAGGCUAGGAUUCAGUCUCUGAACAGUACCUAAUGUAUAUUAAUUCAUGACUUGCCUAUCUCUAGAAAAAUCAUAUUUUUAUAUAAGAAUUUUAUUUAAAAUUUCUACCAUCUAAUUAUUCACUUGGCAUUAUUUGUAAUAAUAACAUUUUUUUUCUUCGAAACCUCAUAGGACAGUCACACUCAUAAACAUUCCCAAUAUUCAGAUUCCAGAGGAAAUGCAGGUUACGAAAAUUAUCAGAUAUCACUGAGAGUUAAUCUUUAGCAGAUUGCAUGAAAAUCUUGAAUUCCUGAUUAGGAGACAUUUUGUUUAAAAAUGACUUUAUAUUUGUUUUAAUUUUAACAAUAUGGUAACUGAUAUCUAAAAAUUAACUUUUCCCUGUAUUUUUGUGUUUCAAAUUCAUAUUUGCAAUCAAUAUAUCAGGAAACAAAUUAAGCUUCAUUCCUAGCUACCAAAAGUCCUAGGUCACUUUUGAACAAUUAAAGCAUUUCAUUUAUCCUUCAAGUUAAAAUGGUGCUGAAUUAUUUCAACUUGAAUGUAAAAUGUGUUGUCUUAGCUAAUAGGAUAUAAACAUUCAAUUGAUAUAUAACUGCUUGAUACAAACUAAGUGACAUGUUAUUUGAUAUUGUAAUGCUUUAAUGAAGAUUUAAUUUCUUCCACAUUUUUUAGGGAUCCUGUUUUUAAAACAUUUGUAACUCUUGUGAAGCACUCAUUUUCAAUGUCCAGACAUAGGCUUUAUAUUCUUUGCACUAUCACUCUCAUAUUCUUUUUAAAUAUGUGCCUAUACUAUGAUUGCAAGAUUAUACAAAAAUGCCUUGAAUAAAAGAUUUCAAGUGUC
Messenger RNA from Choloepus didactylus (southern two-toed sloth), 5135 nucleotides. RefSeq names its product lysyl oxidase (gene LOX). NCBI's taxonomy places the organism in Eukaryota, Metazoa, Chordata, Mammalia, Pilosa, Megalonychidae. Gene Ontology annotation, molecular function: copper ion binding; protein-lysine 6-oxidase activity. The transcript is spliced from 7 exons. Gene Ontology annotation, biological process: peptidyl-lysine oxidation. Bases 320 to 1573 code for a protein of 417 amino acids. The record is from RefSeq and is a predicted model, not a curated record.